Molecule: messenger RNA, 645 nt
Organism: Rotaria sordida
Lineage: Eukaryota; Metazoa; Rotifera; Eurotatoria; Philodinida; Philodinidae
Source: the annotation of a GenBank genome assembly
AUGUCAAAUAAAAAAAGUAAAUCUAAUCUUAAUAAUAAUAAGCAAUAUGACUCAUUUUCAUUGUUUAAUGAUGAUGUAAAACUUACUACAAAUGAAACAUCAGAUCAUCGACAACAAAUCAAAGAUUAUUCUCAUAGUGAUCAAGAAGUACAAACGGAAGAUCUUGUAGAUGAUAAUAUUGGAUAUAAAUAUUUAGACGUAAAUUCUGAAGUUACAAAUAAUAUCAAGAAUGCUGCAUCAUCAAUCGAAAUUCAUGUCCCAACACGUAAAAUGAAUUUGUCGAAUUUGACUAAAUCUCAAGAUUUCACUUGGCUACAUGCAAGUGGUAAUGAAGAAGAUCAAACUAAUAGUUCAGAAAGUGAUUAUGAUGGUUCUCAUGAGCUUAGUUCAAUUGAUAAUAAUGCAGAUACAAAUGAUUUAUUACCACCUGAUGAAAUUCUUCGUAUGCAUAUCAAAAAUAAGAAUCUAUUUGAUCAAACAACUUCAUCAUUCCAUCAACAAGCAGUAAUUCAAACUGUGUCUGGCUCCAUCGAAGGUGAUUUCCAAAGAUCAGAAAAUAACCUUUGGGCAAAUGAAGUAUUUCCAGCGAAAGAAUCGACUGAUCCUAAGUUAGAGACUCAAUCAAGCGAACAAAGUUGUUAUUAA